This is a messenger RNA of Abrus precatorius (Indian licorice), 1122 nucleotides long. Its product is annotated as GDSL esterase/lipase At5g45910-like. The record is from RefSeq and is a predicted model, not a curated record. Lineage: Eukaryota; Viridiplantae; Streptophyta; Magnoliopsida; Fabales; Fabaceae. The coding region runs from base 1 to 1122 and encodes 373 amino acids. The transcript is spliced from 5 exons. Gene Ontology annotation, molecular function: hydrolase activity, acting on ester bonds.
AUGAAGAUCUUCAUUCUUUUUAGCUUUGCUUUUGCAUGUAGUUUUAUGAAAAUUGUUGUUUCAAAUGCUAAUCCUGUUUCAUAUGAAGCUAUUUUUAACUUUGGUGAUUCUAUAAGUGAUACUGGAAAUGCUGCUACUUAUAAUCCGGCUAUGCCUAGCAAUAGUCCUUAUGGCUCAACAUAUUUUAAACAUCCCUCUGGGCGUAUGUCGGAUGGACGAUUAAUAAUCGAUUUUAUAGCCGAAGCAUAUGGAUUGCCAAUGUUGCCUGCCUAUUUGAAUCUUACCAAAGAACAAGACAUUCGAAAAGGAGUAAACUUUGCAUAUGCUGGUGCAACUGCCCUCUCUGAGAAUUUUUUCUUACAAAAGCAAGUUAAUAUACCAGUGGCAGCUGCUUAUUCAUUGAAUGUUCAACUUGAUUGGUUUAAGAAGCUUAAGUCUUCCCUUUGUCAAAAUAAAGAAGAGUGUGAUAAUUUAUUUAAAAAAUCACUAUUUAUAGUUGGAGAGAUUGGAGGAAAUGAUAUUAAUGCGCUUAUACCAUAUAAAAAUAUUACUGCACUUCAAGAGUUGGUUCCACCAAUUGUUGAAGAAAUUACCAACAUCACAACUAAAUUAAUAGAAGAAGGAGCAGUAGAGCUAGCGGUGCCAGGAAACUUUCCAAUUGGAUGCAAUUCUGGUGUUUUGACAAUAGUGAAUAGCGAUAAGAACGAUGACUAUGACCAAUUUGGAUGCUUAACUUCUUACAAUGAUUUCAUUGAAAAUUAUAAUGAGCAAAUAAAAAAGGCCAUAGAUAUAUUAAGACAGAAGAAUUCACAAGUUAAGAUAAUAUAUUUUGACUAUUAUGGUGCUGCUAAACGUUUAUUUCAAGCUCCACAAGAAUAUGGCUUUCCUUCAGAAAGAAAAGAAACUUUUAAAGCAUGUUGCGGAAAAGGUGAACCUUACAAUGUUGAUAUAAAUAUAUUUUGUGGAAGUCCUGCUUCAAUAACUUGUUCAGAUCCUUCAAAACAUAUAAAUUGGGAUGGAGUUCACUUUACUGAAGCAGCAUAUAAGCAAAUUGCAAAAGGAAUUCUUGAAGGCUCUUUUGCAAAUCCUCCUCUUAGAUCCCCUCCUAUCAAGAUAGAAUAA